AUGUCAAGAGAAACACACAUAGCAAAAGUUAAAAAGUUCUGCCACAUUGACGAAAAGACUGCAUGUCAAGACUAUCUUAACAAUGUUUUCAUUGAUUAUGCUUCUGUCGAAUCUAUAUAUAGGACAGAAGAGGAAAGACUUAAAAAUUAUGGACGAUGUCAAGAAUGUGGCAAUAUAAGAGAAUGUAUUGAAGGUGCAUAUGAUAAAUGGUGCAAUACUUGUAAUGCCGCUCGUUUUCGACAACUCUUUUCUACAUGGACAUCAGGUAAUGUAGAGAUUGAUUACUUCAUUCAACACGCACAAGCUUAUGCAUGGGAUUUUAGGUUAGCCUUGGAAUGGUAUCCAUGGGAAAUGUUUUCUGAGAUUGAAAUGAUAGGUAAAGGUGGUUAUGGAACUGUUUUUCGAGCUAAAACAAAGAUACAAAAAAUUUGGUAUUGGGAUCAGAAAAAUAAUGAUUGGCAUCCCAAGAGGCUACAGCGAUGGGCUUAUCGAGAUCCCAUCAAUACAGUUACACUUUAUGGAUUUACUAAAAACGAAACUACAGGACAAUAUUUCCAUGUUAUGAGAUAUUUUAAAGGAGAUUUACGCAAUCGAUUGAAAUUAAAUGAAGAAAAUAAAUUGGCUACCAUGAAUUUUGAAGAUUUCAAGCUUCCUAAUGAUUUUGAUUGA
Messenger RNA from Dentiscutata erythropus, 669 nucleotides. The record is from the annotation of a GenBank genome assembly. Lineage: Eukaryota; Fungi; Glomeromycota; Glomeromycetes; Diversisporales; Gigasporaceae.